Messenger RNA from Tripterygium wilfordii, 1833 nucleotides. Its product is annotated as BAHD acyltransferase DCR-like. Lineage: Eukaryota; Viridiplantae; Streptophyta; Magnoliopsida; Celastrales; Celastraceae. The record is from RefSeq and is a predicted model, not a curated record. The transcript has a single exon. The coding region runs from base 59 to 1474 and encodes 471 amino acids.
UGCUCCUCACUGGGAUUUCCUCGAACAAGUAGAGGUCACAAGUACUACAAACACUAAAAUGCCUUCUUCUUCUACCACUGUCAUCUCCAAAUGUACAAUUCAUCCAGACCAGAAAUCCACCCUCAAGACAUUGAAACUCUCUGUCUCUGACCUUCCUAUGCUUUCCUGCCAAUACAUCCAGAAGGGUGUUCUUCUUAAUUACCCUCCUUACUCCUUUGAGGAUCUCAUUUUGUUCCUCAAGACCUCUCUCUCAGCAUCCCUCUCUCACUUCCCGGCUCUCGCCGGCCGUCUCAUAACAGACCAAGAUGGCCAUGUUCACAUCUUAUGUAAUGACGAUGGAAUCGAAUUUCUUGAGGCCAAGGCCAGACAUUUAGAAACAAACACGAUUCUGUCACCAAUUUAUGUCCCUGACUGCUUCAAGGAGUUCUUCACUUUCGACAGGACGCUUAGCUAUUCCGGCCACUCCAAGCCCUUAGUGGCUGUCCAAGUAACGGAAUUAGCUGAUGGGGUUUUCAUCGGUUGCACUGUAAAUCAUGCAGUCACUGAUGGAACCUCAUUUUGGCAUUUCUUCAACACGUUCGCUGACGUCUGCAAGGGAGCGAAGAAAAUUUUGAAUACUCCAGAAUUUACUCGAAACACAGUGUUUAACUCUCCGACAGUGCUUGAAUUGCCCGUCGAUGGACCAAAGGCGACGUUCUCCGGCGAAGAGCCACUGCGCGAGAGGAUUUUCCAUUUUAGCAGAGAAGCGAUCUUGAAGUUGAAAUACAGAGCCAAUAACGGUACUCUAUUACAGUGCGUAGAGAUAUUAGGGAAGCAAGGUAACGACCGUUUGAAAGACGUUAACGGAGAUGCAAACGGCAAGAUAACGCCCGUUUUGGAAACUGUACUAAAGAACAAUCGGACGGCGGAGAUUUCUUCCUUUCAGUCUCUGAGCGCUCAGCUCUGGCGCUCCGUGACACGUGCGAGAAAGCUGGCGCCUUCAAAAGUGACCACGUUUCGAAUGGCUGUAAACUGUCGACGCCGGCUGGAGCCGCAGCUCCACCCAUACUACUUCGGAAAUGCGAUACAGAGUAUCCCCACCCUGGCUUCGGCGGGAGACCUCCUGUCUCGCGAUUUGUGCUGGGGAGCUGAUCUACUCCACAAAAACGUGGUGGCGCACGAUGACGCGACAGUUCGGCGCGGCAUAAAAGAUUGGGAGAGAGAGCCGAGGGUAUUCCCUCUGGGGAACUUCGACGGGGCAUCGAUCACGAUGGGAAGCUCGCCAAGAUUUCCGAUGUUCGACAAUGAUUUUGGGUGGGGCCGGCCUCUUGCGGUGAGAAGUGGUAGGGCCAACAAGUUUGACGGCAAGAUCUCAGCCUUCCCUGGGAGAGAAGGAAACGGAGCCGUUGAUCUUGAGGUUGUUUUGGCACCUUCUACGAUGGUUGGGCUUGAGAGUGAUCCAGAGUUCAUGCAGUAUGUAUCAGCAAUCCUGUGAUUGGUCUGACCGUGAUAAUCUCGCUUUUGACCAAAAGUGGUUUCACUUUCCAAGUCAAAAGUUCUAUUAUAAUGGAGGAUAUCAUCCCAAUUGAGUUGUGUUUAUAAGAUUUAAUAUGCAUUAUGUGUGAUAUGUGGAGCCUAUGAAUUCACUUUUAUAUUCCGUGUCUCUGUCUGGGUAGUUGGGAAUUGGGAUAGCAACUAUUGGAAUAUUUAUCAUUUUUGUUUUCAUUUUUCUUUUUUUUCCGAUGUAAAGCAUAAGUGGGUAAGUGGCUCUAAACGCCAAGUUGUCGGAAACUUAGAUAUGUAAAUCUAUUUUUGAUUUGGAAAACUUUAGUCAUAUCCCCCAAUGUUUACUAA